Messenger RNA from Pseudoliparis swirei, 3129 nucleotides. RefSeq names its product mitogen-activated protein kinase kinase kinase 20a (gene map3k20a). Gene Ontology annotation, biological process: protein phosphorylation. The transcript is spliced from 20 exons. NCBI's taxonomy places the organism in Eukaryota, Metazoa, Chordata, Actinopteri, Perciformes, Liparidae. The record is from RefSeq and is a predicted model, not a curated record. Gene Ontology annotation, molecular function: protein binding; ATP binding; protein kinase activity. The coding region runs from base 194 to 2611 and encodes 805 amino acids. Gene Ontology annotation, cellular component: cytoplasm.
AGAAGUUGUGCAACCAGUAAAACCACCGCGGGGUGAGGGGAAACAUUAGGAAAACCUCACAUGAGAUUUCCCGGAACUCUUAACUUUACCGCUUUUCUCACUGAACGUUUGCAACGUGCACGACGAGCAACGCGGGAGACGAAACGUUCCCACUUAAUGUCGAAGCACUCUUGGUGCCGAGUGUCACUAUGAGAUGUCGUCUCCGAGCGCCUCCUUCGUGCAAAUCAAGUUCGACGAUGUCCUCUUCUACGAGAACUGCGGCGGCGGCAGCUUCGGGAGUGUGUACCGAGCCAGGUGGAUCUCCCAGGAUAAAGAGGUGGCGGUGAAGAAACUGCUCAAGAUUGAAAACGAGGCGGAAAUCCUCAGCAUCCUCAGCCACCGUAACAUCAUCCAGUUUUAUGGCGCGAUUGUUGAGGCUCCCAACUAUGGAAUCGUCACAGAGUAUGCGAGCGGGGGAUCGCUGUACGACUACCUGUCCAGUGCUGAGAGUGAGGAGAUGGACAUGGGGCAGAUCAUGACAUGGGCUGCAGAGAUCGCCAGAGGAAUCCACUAUUUACAUUCAGAGGCCCCUGUUAAGGUGAUCCACAGAGACCUGAAGUCCAGGAAUGUUGUUGUGUCAGCAGACAAGGUUCUCAAGAUCUGUGAUUUUGGGGCAUCCAAGUUCCUGACCCACACAACACACAUGUCCUUGGUGGGCACGUUUCCCUGGAUGGCUCCGGAGGUGAUCCAGAGCCUGCCUGUGUCUGAGACGUGUGACACGUACUCCUACGGUGUGGUGCUUUGGGAAAUGCUCACUCGUGAGAUACCCUUCAAAGGCCUGGAAGGUUUACAAGUGGCCUGGCUCGUGGUGGAGAAAAAUGAGAGGUUAACCAUCCCGAGUGGCUGUCCGGACAGCUUCGCUGAACUCAUGAGGAACUGCUGGAUAGCAGAACCUAAAGAAAGGCCAAUGUUCAAGCAGAUCCUCUCUACUUUGGAGUCCAUGUCUAAUGACAGCCAACUUCCUCAACAGUGCAACUCUUUCCUUCACAACAAGGCUGAAUGGAGGUGUGAGAUUGAAGCUACGCUUGAGAGACUUAAGAAGCUGGAGAGAGACCUGAGUACCAAAGAGCAGGAGCUGAAGGAGCGAGAGCGUCGUCUAAAGAUGUGGGAGCACAAACUCAUCGAACAGUCCAACAGCCCGUUGCUGCCCCACUUUGACAUCUAUACAUGGACAGAAGAGCAUGUGCAUUUCUGGAUGCAGCAAAUAUUUGGCGCAGAGGAGGGUACACAUGGCAUGCAGUUGUACGCUGACCUGUUUAAAGAAAACCACAUCACUGGAAAGAGGUUGCUGUUGCUCACAGAAAACGACAUGAGGGACAUGGGGGUCAAGUCCAAAGGUCACGUCAUGCACCUUAAGGGUGAAAUUGAAAAGCUAACAAAUGAUUACCUCAGUCUGGUCCACUUCCCACCUCUGCUGAAGGAUGAGCUGGGAAAGGAGGUUGAGAUGAGUAAAACUGUAAAUCUGGAGCUGGUGUUUGGGUACCACUGGAAACCAGGAACUGGUAAAUCUGACUGCAAAUGGAAGAUGUACAUGGAACUGGAUGGAGAUGACAUCGCGUUAACCUACAUCAAAGAUGUCAUCUUUAAUGUCAACCGACAAGAUGUGGAAAUCCUGCGGAUGACGAAGCCACCUUUUGUGAUGGACAAAUGGAUCGUUGGAAUACAGCAGAACCAUAAAGUCGACUACACAGUCAAUUAUGAGAAUGAUGUCAAGUCACCAAAGUCUACCAGACACAGCUGUCAAGUGACGUGGAGUCACAUUGGGAGACAAGACGAGAUCAAGACUGUGGAGCUGGUCAUCGAAGCAACACCAGCUAACAUCAACUUGAGCCCCAUAGACAAGUCUUACUCUGAUAUGGAUACCACAUGGAUGUACAAUGUAAGGAAGAGGCAGUUAAACACCGAGAAGUCCCUGCAGACGAGUGCUGCUGUGACUGCCCGCACUCUGCCACAGUUCCUGUCUGCACAUGAAAGCCAGGGGUUUUCUUAUGCUGCAGCUGUGCGUCGCUCUCCAAACCGCGCCCAUGCAUCUAGAUGGAUUGACUCUCGCAGCUCCUCGCCCACUACCAGCCUGUCGGCCAAACUCUCCUCUCUCCAUCUGGGGUCAAAGGGCAGCAGCCCUUCCAGCACCACGUCAGAGAGCGCCUCAGAGAGGGAACGAGAGCGCCCACUCAGUGCUGGAGCAGUGCAUGACCACCGCAGGAACCUCUACUUUGGCAACACAUUGGCUGUGCAAGGGGAUCAGGGUCAAGGGUAUGAAUGGGCCAAUGCUAGAGGUAACUAUGUUCAUAAUAAAACCAUCAAAACCUCACGGCAGCCAGGGAGGCCACGGUCCAACAGUUACAGCGUCGCACCACAGAAAGGCCCCUCCAUACCAGGUAUAUUGUCUGUGACAGAAAACCCGAGUGAGGAAAGACAGGGGCCCAAAACCAGCGAUGGAGGGUGGAUCAAAGUGGAGCGACAGAAAAGAUUACCACGUCAGGACAAUAAACAAGUCAGAGGUCGACAGAGGAGAGGGGGCAGGGGAGGGCGUGGUGCUGGUGCUGGUGCUGGUGCUGGAGGAAGAACUUAAUGUGAGCCACACAGGGCAGCUGUGGCUACUGAUGUAGCUUACCACCACCGGUAUGACUGUGUGUGUGUAUGACUACUGGACUCUGGACUCUGUAAAGCGACUUCAGGUGACUUGAGAAGCGCGAUAUAAAAUAAAUGAUUAUUAUUAUAUUAUUACAUGAAGGGAUAGCUCUGAAAAGGUUUUUUAUGAAUUAUGUCUGCUUACAUGCUGAAAAUGAACUGCUUAUUGUAUAAGAAUCACACUGACGCCUAUGAUCGGAUGUAUAUAUGUAUGAAUAUAUGCUUUUAUUGUAAAAAAAACUCUCCUGUCAUGUUAUUAUAAAUGCUGUUUUAUUAUUUUAGAAAUAAACAAUUCUUCAUUUCCUUCCUUUCAUUAAAAAGUAGAUGGCAAUUGACCAGUAGCAUAGAUGUUUGACUUUUUUUAAAUUCUUAUUUAUCAGCCUGGUUUCUCGCAAGUAAUUAAAUACACUGUUAUGACACCUUUACCCAAGAUAAAGUGUUCAUUUGUACAAAUCCAUA